This is a messenger RNA of Aspergillus aculeatus ATCC 16872, 363 nucleotides long. RefSeq lists its product as uncharacterized. The record is from RefSeq and is a predicted model, not a curated record. Bases 1 to 363 code for a protein of 120 amino acids. The transcript is spliced from 2 exons. NCBI's taxonomy places the organism in Eukaryota, Fungi, Ascomycota, Eurotiomycetes, Eurotiales, Aspergillaceae.
AUGCCGACCUUGCCAGAACUCUUCUGCUUCAUCCUGAUCCUCCGAAAGGUGGUCGAUCCUUGUUUCCCGCACCCGACAGUGCCGGGCGACUGCGAUUCCGGCGAGGCAUCUCUCCAACAGCAGCGGAGACUGGGUUUCCCGAUGCGAGGAACAGAAAACGUGCUGGCCAAGCCUCGUCAGCCAGACUUCUUUGCCCACGAUGCCCAGGCACCUAGUACUGAGGUCGGGCAGUGCUUUUUGGAUAAGCAUAGCUGCGUCAUUGGGGCGGGGGAAAUACUCGUCGAGCCAGGCAUUCACUCGAGCGCUGACCGUCUUUUCGUCGUCGUGUUUAUCGCAAUGGGUAAGCAGCACGAGUUUUCCUAA